This is a messenger RNA of Phytophthora infestans T30-4, 420 nucleotides long. Its product is annotated as PexRD8 family secreted RxLR effector peptide, putative. The transcript has a single exon. The record is from RefSeq and is a predicted model, not a curated record. Lineage: Eukaryota; Oomycota; Peronosporomycetes; Peronosporales; Peronosporaceae. Bases 1 to 420 code for a protein of 139 amino acids.
AUGCGUCUGUCCUGCGUCUAUCUAGUAGUCGCUACUGUGACCACUAUCAUCGCAAGCGCUAAUGCUGCAGCCGAAGCCUCCGAGCCCAUGCCCAAAAUCGCGAAGUAUACAUCGCCAGAAGCUUCAGUCCACCUUGGUGCUGAGCGCGAGAAGAGGCGUUUGCGCUUCGAAAGCAACGAUUAUCGCAACGAUGACGGUGAAGAGGAAAGGGUGGAUGGUGCCAACCUCUUUAACGUCGACAAGCUAGCGGUGUAUGUAAACAAAGCUCAGGGGCUAUCUGCCAUUAAUGUGGAUGGAAGACUGUUGAAGUUUUUUCAGAGAUUGGGCGCUUACGGCGUCAACCCUGUCAAACUCGCUAAAAGAAUUCCUGGGGACGAGUACAACAAUCUCCGUAUGCUGUACAGAAGCUGGUACUACUAG